Messenger RNA from Paramecium sonneborni, 1509 nucleotides. NCBI's taxonomy places the organism in Eukaryota, Ciliophora, Oligohymenophorea, Peniculida, Parameciidae. The record is from the annotation of a GenBank genome assembly.
AUGAUUAAAAAUCUAUAGGAAGAAAUAGAAAAGUUUAGAAUAACACAAAUAGAGAUUUAGAUAGAAAAGCAUAAGCAUUUAUUGUCAGAAGAUGCCUUAUUGUAAUGCUAUUUAGUGAUGAUCAAUUAAAAUCUUUAAGUGGCAUUGAAGGAAUACAUAAUAUAAUUACUAGAUUAUGCUAAAAAUUUACCUUUGCCUUCAAAUAAUGAAUUAGCUGUAGCAUUUUCUUAAAGUUUUAUCCCUAUAAAUACUCCGUUUAUUAAGAAAUUUAAACAAGUUAAAAAGAUUAUUGAAAAGGUGAAUUUAAAUGUGCUUAAUCAUUUUAGAAAGAUAUAUGAUGAAAUGAGAAAUAUAUAAUGUAAAAAGAUGGAAUAAUAAAUAAAAGAAAAUGAUUUUUCUAAAUGUGUUUGUGCAAUCUAUUAAAAAACUAAAACUCCUAAAUCAAUUCCAAAUGCCAUUAUUAUAAUUUGUUUUAUGUGCAGAUUUUAAUUUCAUAACACAUGUUUAAGAUAUAAAAUAAAAGAUGGUUAACCAUCAUUUGUUUGUCCUUAAUGCAUAUUAAUGAAUAUGGAUCCAUUGCAUAAAGUAGAAAACAUUUUAGCAUUUUUAACUUUAGAAACAAGAUCAUAGUCAGAGAAAAGCACAACAAUGAAUUUUACUUUAAAUUAAGUAGAAUUAAAUUAAUCUAUAGAUAUUAGAUGUAUUAGAUUAGAUGGUUAUAGAUAUGAAUAAUCUUGGCCUGAUAUUGGUGAUUUAAUGAUAAAUGGAAUCAAAGUAGUAUAAUUCAAACCAUUAAAAGUGAAUAGUUCUUUAAAAUAUAGAAAAGAUGAAUAUUACACUAUUAAAAAUCCAAAAUAAGGAUAAUACAGAAUUGUAUUACGUUCUUAAUCUAGUAAUUUAAAUGAUAGAAAAAACUUUUAAAUUAAAACUGAUUAAUUGUUUUACUUUGGUGCAUUUCUUAUCUAAGAAAUUAGUUCAACUGAAUUAAUUUAGUAAUAUUAAUUUGAUAAAUCGAAAUGGGUUAAUACAUAAUAAAUGAAAGAUAAUAUUUGGAUGUAUUCUAAUCUUAAUUAAUCAGUUGAUAUUGCUGUGAACAAAAUAUCAGUUAGUUUAAUUUGUUAAAUUACUACUUUACCAAUAAAAAUACCUUGCAGAGGAAUAUUAUGUGAACAUAUUUAAUGUUUUUGUUUAGAUAGUUUUUGUAAAUUCAUUGAAUCUCUAACAUAAAAGAAAUGGUCAUGUCCUGUAUGUAAGAGAAUCUGUUUAGAUUUUUAUAUUGAUGGAUAUUAAUAUAGUAUUUUAGAAUUCUUAUAAAAUUAAAAAACAAAUAAAUAAAGUAAGUUAAGUUUUGAAUAAUAAGUAUCUAAUAUUAAUUUUGAUAAAAAUGGUCAUUAUUUAGAUAAUUUUAUAGAUGGAUCUUAAUUAAAAUUUACACCUGGUAGAAAUUAUUUUAAUGAGAUAUAUUAAUAAAAAAAAUAAAUAAAGGAAGAUUAAAUGGUAAAGUUAUGA